Entelurus aequoreus (snake pipefish) is the source of this 5824-nucleotide messenger RNA. RefSeq names its product mannosidase, alpha, class 2B, member 2 (gene man2b2). Bases 58 to 3114 code for a protein of 1018 amino acids. The record is from RefSeq and is a predicted model, not a curated record. Lineage: Eukaryota; Metazoa; Chordata; Actinopteri; Syngnathiformes; Syngnathidae. The transcript has 22 exons. Gene Ontology annotation, biological process: mannose metabolic process. Gene Ontology annotation, molecular function: carbohydrate binding; alpha-mannosidase activity. Gene Ontology annotation, cellular component: lysosome.
UCACAUGACGCGUCAUAUUAAUAACAAGGAAGUUGAGGCUUGUUCGGCGCUAGUUUUAUGAAAAUGAGUUUUUUAUCCGUAAUAUGUUACUUUCUUUGCUGCGCAUAUGCUUCGACAGACGAAAACAAGCCAGUUCAGGCAUUUGUAAUCCCACACAGUCACAUGGAUGUCGGGUGGGUCUACACCAUCCAGGAGAGCAUGCACGCCUAUGCAGCCAAUGUGUACACCAGUGUGACAGAGGAGCUGUCGAAGGGGAAACAUCGAAAGUUUAUCGUUGUGGAGCAGGAAUUUUUUCGACUGUGGUGGAAUAACGUGGCCUCCGACUCCCACAAGAAACAAGUCCGGCAGCUUGUGAAAGAAGGCCGACUUGAGUUCAUCUUGGGGGGCCAAGUGAUGCAUGAUGAGGCUGUCACUGAUUUAGAUGAUCAGAUCCUUCAAUUGUCAGAGGGCCAUGGCUUUCUCUACGAGACGUUUGGCGUUCGUCCACGGUUCUCUUGGCAUGUCGAUCCGUUUGGAGCCUCUGCCACUACGCCGGUGCUCUUCGCCCUGGCGGGGUUCAACGCUCACCUCAUCUCCCGCAUUGACUACGACCAGAAAGACGACAUGCAGCGAAACAAGAAAUUACAGUUUGUGUGGAGAGGUUCCGCCUCCUUGAAAGAGCAGAUCUUCACUCACACUAUGGACCAGUUCAGCUACUGCACCCCGGCUCACCUGCCGUUCUCUAACAGCUCUGGCUUUUACUGGAACGGAGUAGCAUUGUUCCCAGACCCUCCUAAAAGCGGAGUGUACCCCAACAUGAGUUUGCCCGUUACCAAGGCAACAGUAGAUGCUUAUGCCAGGACCAUGGUGGAGAACAUCAAGCAGCGGGCCGCUUGGUUUAGAACCAGACAUGUUCUGUGGCCAUGGGGCUGUGACAAACAGUUCUACAACUCCUCAGUGCAGUUCAGCAACAUGGACCCUCUAAUGAACUACAUCAACAAGAAGAGUAAAGAGUUUGGAGUAACAGUCCAGUAUGCGACACUUGGCGAAUAUUUCCAAGCCAUCCACCAAUCCGAUCUCAUCUGGAAGGUCCGUGGCAGCCAAGACUUCCUGCCUUAUUCUUCAGCAUCCCAGCAGGCGUGGACAGGGUUUUAUGCUUCAAGGAACGUCCUAAAAGGUGUGGCAAGACGAGCCAGCUCCCAGCUUCAUGCAGCAGAGACUCUCUUCACACGCUAUUGCCUCGACUACCCAGACGGACCCGUGGCUAAAGACUGGGCGCUCACCAAACUCAGGGCUCUUCGCUGGGCCGUCUCUGAGGUACAGCACCACGAUGGGAUCACCGGCACAGAGUCUCCUCGAGUGUCAGAGAUGUACAUGCAGCAUCUCACACAGGCCAUGAUGGGCGUGGACGAGCUUCUGGCUGCAAUCAUCUUGCUGCCGCACAACCUCGACUCAAAGGGCAGCAACUACCAUGGAAAAGGUGCUCACCAGACAUUGGAGCAGCAUGUUAUCGUUUAUAACCCGUUAGCGUGGAACGUCACCACCGUGGUCAACGUCACCGUAACCUUCCCGUUUGCGAGAGUCUAUGAUGAUGCCGGACAAGCGGUGCCUGCGCAGAUCCAGAAGUCCACCUUGUCGAACAUGACCUACGACCUCUUCAUCGUGGUGGACCUGGGUGGUCUUCAGCACAGGAAAUACUCCAUCAAGUUCUCAGAGAAGCCAUGCCUCAGGAGUUCCAAGUGUGGUGAAACUUUCGAAGCCAAGUCGGUUUCGUUCGAGAGACGAAGCGUUCGGGAUUGGAAGAAAACGGGCAGGAGGCUCCUUCCGGUUCUGAGUGAACGUUACAAGCUCAUGUUUGACCAGGACACUAAUUUACUGCACAGCAUCACACACUUGCAGGACAAAAGAAAUGUGGAGAUGACGCAGGAUUUUUGGGAGUACCAGUCCAACGGCGACGUCCGAGCGGGGCCCGUCUCAGACAACUACAUCUUCAGUGCCAACGGUUCAGCAGUGCGAGCGUACGAGGCUGUGCGAAUGGCGAUCGUCCCCGGCGUUGUCCUGUCUGAGAUCAGGCAAUACUUCUACAGAAAUGAAAGCGACGAUGACUACGCCUUCUCUGUGGUCACCCGGGUCCCACGAUGCUUUGGGACCAACGUCGGGUGUCAGAGGCUGGAGCAGACUUACUCACUGGGCCCCCUCCCUGUCAACACUGAGGUGGUUUUCAGGACCAGCUCGUCGCUAAGGAGCGAGCGGACGCUCUACACAGACAACAAUGGCUACCAGAUGAUGAAGAGAACACACAGCGAGUUCACCAACAACACUUUAGCUAGAAACGUUUUCCCCAUGGUGCGUGCGUCCUACAUGGAGGACGAGCUCAGUCGGUUGGUGCUGGUCAGCGAGCGAGCACACGGCGUGUCCAGCCAAGCCAGCGGACAACUGGAGGUCAUGCUUCAUAGACGUCUCUGGAACAACCUGCCCUGGAACCUUGGCUACAACCUGACUCUCAACGACAGCUCAGUGGUCCGACCUACGCUGUGGAUGAUGCUGGGUGCCAAGGGUGCGACCUCCCAGCUCUAUCAGCGGGCGGCGAUAGAGCUGCAGCACACGCCUGUUGUCAUGCCCAUCGACAGGCCGGGGGAGGAGGACGGGAAAGGCUGGGCUGAGACAAAGCCCAGAGGAAGUCCUCCUCCACGUGCGCUGAUGCUACCCCCCAACCUCCACCUGCUCAGCCUCAGCAUCCCCGGCUGGAACUACAGCUCCCGCCAUGAUGUCCACCUUGCCCGCAUUCGCUCAGGCCACCAUCGUCAAGCCGAGCCGGACUAUGAUCGCGUCCUGUUGAGGAUCAUGCACAUCUUUGAGGAGGGCGAAGACCAUGACCUCUCAAAGCCGGUCACCAUAAACUUGAAGGAUGUGCUGCAGGCUGUGGGAGAAGUGUCUGCCGUGGAGGAGCGUUCUCUGACAGGAACCUGGGAUGUGGCCAGCAUGCAGAGAUGGACAUGGAGAACUGCAGAAGAAAUGCCCAUAAAAAACGUGAGCUCCAUCAGCGUCAUAGAGGAACCUUUUUCAGUGACAAUCUUGCCCAAACAGAUCAGAACUUUCUUUGUGUACUUCAAGUCCAGCUGUCGUCGUCUGUGAUGACGUCUCCAUUUAUUUUGGAAUCGAAGUAAAAUCUUCGGCUCAUUUUUGCACAUCUAGAUCCUUUUUAAUUUAAUGGUUUAGCAUUCACUUUCUUAUGGAAUAAAGUUCAUUAAAAAUAAUCCUAAUUAAUUUUUUUAAUUCGCUGUAAACUACGGAUAUUAACGUGAAGAAAUGUCCAAUCUUGAAAGGUUGCAUUUUGUGUGUAGUCAAUGUAUGAAAUAGUUUCUCUUUUUAAAGAUGGAACUGUUGCAAUACAUUAUCUUUACAAAAAUAUUCAAAUUUAUUGAGAAGCAUAUGUCUGGCUCCUCUGCUUCGGCUGCUGCCCCCGUGACCCGACUUUUGAUAAGUGGAAGAAGAUGGAUGGAUGGAUGGAUAUACACUAUAUUGCCAAAAGUAUUUGGCCACCUGCCUUGACUCACAUAUGAACUUGAAGUGCCAUCCCAUUCCUAACCCAUAGGAUUCAAUAUGAUGUCGGUCCACCUUUUGCAGCUAUUACAGCUUCAACUCUUCUGGGAAGGCUGUCCACAAGGUUGCAGAGUGUGUCUAUAGGAAUUUUCGACCAUUCUUCCUAAAGCGCAUUGGUGAGGUCACACACUGAUGUUGGUCGAGAAGGCCUGGCUCUCAGUCUCUGUUCUAAUUCAUCCCAAAGGUGUUCUAUCGGGUUCAGGUCAGGACUCUGUGCCGGCCAGUCAAGUUUAUCCACACCAGACUCUGUCAUCCAUGUCUUUAUGGACCUUGCUUUGUGCACUAGUGCACAGUCAUGUCGGAAGAGGAAGGGGCCCGCUCCAAACUGUUCCCACAAUGUUGGGAGCAUGGAAUUGUUCAAAAUGUUUUGGUAUCCUGGGGCAUUCAAAGUUCAUUUCACUGGAACUAAGGGGCCAAGCCCAACUCCUGAAACCCCACACAAUAAUUCCUCCUCCACCAAAUUUCACACUCGGCACAAUGCAGUCCGAAAUCUACCGUUCUCCUGGCAACCUCCAAACCCAGACUCCUCCAUCAGGUUGCCAGAUGAAAAUGCGUGAUUCAUCACUGCAAAAAAGGCGUCUCCACUGCUCUAGAGUCCAGUGGCGACAUGCUUUACACCACUGCAUCCGACGCUUUGCAUUGGACUUGGUGAUGUAUGGCUUAGAUACAGCUGCUCGGCCAUGGAAACCCAUUCCAAAAAGCUGUCUGCGUACUAUACGUGGGCUAAUUGGAAGGUCAAACGAAGUUUGGAGCUCUGUAGCAACUGACUGUGCAGAAAGUCUUUGCACUAUGCGCUUCAGCAUCCGCUGACCCCUCUCUGUCAGUUUACGUGGCCGAACACUUGGUGGCUGACUUGCUGUUGUUUCCAAACUCUUCCAUUUUCUUAUAAUAAAGCCGACAGUUGACUUUGGAACAUUUAGGAGCGAGGAAAUUUCACGACUGGAUUUGUUGCACAGGUAGCAUCCUAUGACAGUUCCACGCUGGAAAUCACUGAGCUCGUGAGAGCGGCCCAUUCUUUCACAAAUGUUUGUAGAAACAGUCUCCAUGCCUAAGUGCUUGAUUUUAUACACCUGUGGCCGGGCCAAGUGGUUAGGACACCUGAUUCUCAUCAUCAGGGCGGGUGGCCAAAUACUUUUGGCAAUAUAGUGUACGUUGUAAGUGCAUAUGUAAUGUACAUAUCAAGUGCUUGAUUUUAUACACCUGUGGCCGGGCCAAGUGAUUGGGACACCUGAUUCUGAUUAUUUGGAUGGGUGGCCAAAUACUUUUGGCAAUAUAGUGUAUGUAUAUUUUAUUUCCGUAUUUAAAAAAAUUUUUUUUUACUAUGUCUGUUUUGACAAUCUUAUUGUAAAUGUUCCUUAAAUGUGGGCUAUAUUUGUUGUAAAUGUUCAAUUUUGUUGAAUAAUAAUUAAAAAAAAAAAAAGAUUUUGAGUGCUUGAGUACAGAGAAAUACGGCAAAAUGCAGUGCACCGCCAGUGCCCGGAUGUUGCGCUCAACACGCCCCAAAUGACGAGCGUGUACUACGUGAUGGAUACUUACCAUCCAAAUUGUAAUACUAGAAAAAAUUUCAAUUAUAUUUAUGUCUACAUUUUUAAAUAAAAAUACAACCCCCAUUAGUCGCCAUAUUAUCCACGUAAGAAGGGGAGCGACUAAGAAAGCAAGGGACGAAGAAGACGCCGGUAUGCACCACUGGUCUCUGUUAGAUAGCAACUUCAAUAAUAAUAACACAUAAUCCCAGUAAUGGUGAUGUAGUGUGCAGUAGAGGCAAUAUAGUAUGAUCUCUGACAUGUAUCCUGCUACUAGAGCGGCCAAAAUGUCCAGAAAAUAGGGGAAUAGUCGAAUAGUAAGCCCAUUCACCCCAGCUGUGCCACUGGUCGCGACCAGUUUCAUUAGCGCCCCUGGUGGUAGGAAGUACUGGUCCCAGGACAACACCUGCGGCAUUUCCGAAACGAGAGAGGGAACAGAGGAGGAAGCUGCAGCACUUUUUGUCUGAUCUGGCUUUGCUGGGCUCAUUGCAGGGGUUUAAGUACUUCCAGCCUUGGCUGAGAGGGAAGGAGGAGCUGCUGCUGACUGUUGUCAAUGAAGAUCUGAGGAGUGGUCCACCUUGGGUCCCGACUUGAAACAGCUAGUGCCUCAUCCGUGGAGGCUGAUCCAUGGUCGCCUGAUAACCUCUCCACGCAGGAGAAGGGGGCAGAGCAGCAAAGAGAGGCGGCAGAUCAACUGGUCUAAAAAGGGGUCUAAUUAA